GGAUGUGUCGAGGGCGGCUUGGGAGGGGCUUGGAAAGUUCAGCUGUUGAGACGCGCACCCGAGCAUUCCUCUGCAGGCUGCCGCCGCUGCUGCUACUGUUUCAGCAGGGGGGUGUUUGUUUGCUUUGUUUUUGUUUUGUGAAGGUUUUAAUUAUAAGAGAGGUGAUUAUACCGGCGGGAUAGCUUGCAGAAAGUAUUCCAACUGGUCUGUUUCAGCUGCUGUACUGCACUGCUGCUGCUACUCAGUUUUAUUCGCUGUUUUGACAAAGGCGUGUUUUAAAGAAAUAAAGUUUAUUAAAAAAGCAAAGACGGAGGAAAGAAAGAGUCUUGAAAUAUGAUCACCUUUUUGUUUCUGGGGCUUUGUGUUCUCAAAGUGGCAACUUCACUGACACAGUUUGCCUCGAUCUACCCGCUGGACCCGGCUCUGCCGAUCGGCUCCUCUCUGACGGCAACGUGCACAGUGAGCUCGGAGCUGGGCCUGGAAGCCAGGACUCUGUACUGGACCCUGAACAGCAAGCGCCUCCCCAGCGAGAGCUACACCGUCCUGAACCGCACGGCUCUCGCAGUCUCCCUGCAACGGCUCAACGGCUCCCGCCAGCAAUCGGGGGACAACCUCGUGUGCCACAGUGCCGACGGGCACAUCCUCGCCGGCUCCUGCGUCUACGUGGGGAUGCCCCCAGAGAAACCAGUGAACCUCAGCUGCUGGUCCAGGAACACCAAGGAUCUGACGUGCAGAUGGGUCCCAGGCGGGAAUGGGGAGACCUUCCUGAGGACCAAGUACACCCUCAAGUACAAACUGCGGUGGUACGGUCACGAGAAGGAGUGUGAGGACUAUAACCAGGGGGAGCCCUACUCCUGCUACAUCCCGAGAGACCUGGCCCUGUUCACGCCGUACGAGAUCUGGGUGGAGGCAUCCAAUCAGCUGGGAGCGGCCGGCUCUGAUGUCACCAUCCUUGAUAUCCUGGAUGUGGUGACCACAGACCCCCCCUCGGACGUGCAGGUGAGCCGGGUGGGGGAGCUGGAGGACCAGCUGAGCGUGCGCUGGAGCACCCCCCCCGCCCUCAAGGACUUCCUCUUCCAGGCCAAGUACCAGAUCCGCUAUCGCGUGGAGGACAGCUCCGAGUGGAAGGUGGUGGAUGACGUCGGGAAUCAGACCUCGUGCCGGCUGGCCGGGCUCAAGUCCGGCACGGUGUACUUCGUCCAGGUGCGCUGCAACCCUGUGGGGAUCUACGGCUCAAAGAAAGCUGGCAUCUGGAGCGACUGGAGCAACCCCACUGCCGCAUCCACGCCGAGGAGCGAUCGGCUGGGAGCCGGCGUGUGCGACCCUAAGGCUGGCGAGCAGAACUCCACCCUGCGCCGGGAGCUCAAGCAGUUCUUCGGCUGGGUGAGGAAACACGCCUACGGCUGCACGGGCCUCAGCAUCAAGCUGUACGACCAGUGGAGGGUGUGGCUGCAGAAAUCACACAAAACUCGCAACCAGGUAGAUACUACAAGGAGAUAAAUCCUAGCCAAUCUGUACAAACCAUCUCAGAAAAAUAUACUGGACUUAUUACGGUACUUGGAGAAAAAGCCAACCUUUGCCAGCUGUGAUGUCAUGGUACAGAAACAGAUUGAAUGCUGGGAAGACUUUGGUUAAUCACAUGCACUGUAACGGUGUUCAAUACCUCUUUGCAAAGCAUUUCUGUAUUUUUUGCUCUACUGGAGUCGUGUCCCCCCCCAAGUCAUUUUCCAUUGCAGUGUGUAGACAGAUAGCACAUUGAACUCCAGAAUCUAGUUUCCUGCUCAUUCCAGAAUCCAGGACAAGAAUCUUGGGAAGCUUCCCUGCAAGUGCCGGCCAAAAAUGAAAUAUUUACCACGGAAGUCGUUUCACCUUUAAUGGUCGAUUUGCGGAAGCGAUCUCCUCUGUUGCCCCAUUCUUACUGGUGCCCUUUGUAACCCGUGCAAUGUUGCUUAUUCUAAAGUCAUUUUUCCUGCUUUGCAGCCCUUUGUUUUAAUGCGAGCAUCAUCGGUAAACGACACCAGUCUUCAGCGAGUUGUUAAGCAUUAUGAGAAGCGAUACAUUUUAAAUGUGAUUAAGCAAAGCUGCUCACAUUAAAAAGAAAACAGACAGCAUUAAAUACAGUACGAGUGAACGGGACUCUCUCCAAGGGGUUUUGAAUAAGGAAACACCAUUGCUGUACAUUGAGAACGUCAUAAUCUGUAGGCUUUUGGUUAAUAAUUUCAAUCACUUCCCGACACUGCUUUGAAUUGAUAGUUCAGCAUUCUCACAGCAAAUAAACACAAACAUUGUGUGAUCAGCAGGUAUCGAUCGUGGACGACCAUCGUUCUUUCAGCAUGUGUUGAUGCGGUGUGCAUUACCUAGGUGUGGUGGAGAGGUUACAAGGAAAAGUCAGUUAUCUUGCAGGUCACAGGGAGCAUUGUCAUUGUUAUAAAGAAAACUAAAUACAACAGAGGUCAGAUAUUUUUUCAAUUGUUUUUAUUCUGUGCUGGACAGCCUAAGGCUGUUGGAAACCGAAGCAUUUUGUUCAGUUACCAAUAAAUAAAAAAAAAUACAAAUAAA
Molecule: messenger RNA, 2559 nt
Organism: Polyodon spathula (Mississippi paddlefish)
Lineage: Eukaryota; Metazoa; Chordata; Actinopteri; Acipenseriformes; Polyodontidae
Product: cytokine receptor-like factor 1
Exons: 8
Coding region: 334-1500 (388 amino acids)
Biological process (GO): cytokine-mediated signaling pathway
Cellular component (GO): external side of plasma membrane
Molecular function (GO): protein binding; cytokine receptor activity
Source: RefSeq, a predicted model, not a curated record